GUUAGGAAAAUGGGCUGUUUUUGUCCAAUGCUCAGUCGUCUUGAAGAGAAUCAGAAUGGCCGUCAGGAACCCAUUGCAGGCCAUUCUACCAGAGGGCAGCUGGGACUGCCACCAUCAUAUCUUCGAACGCUUAGCUGCCGAGUUCCCAUACGCACCUGACCGACACUUGACGCCACCGCCUGCAACCGUGGCAAAGUUCUUGGAGUUUAAGCAGAAAGUUGGCGUAUCAAAUUCGGUACUAACUCAUGGCUUAUCGUAUGGAUCUGACUGUUCGUCGUUGGGUGCCUUUAUAUCCCGGAUUGGCAAGUCGUCAACGAAAGGAAUUGGUGUAAUUGACCCCGAUUUCGUAUCCGACGAAGAACUGGACAUACUGAAAGCGGCUGGAGUCUGCGGAAUCCGAGUCAAUCUUUACAAAUACAAGGCCAUGGACGAUGUCGAACUGCAGAAGGUUGCGUUACGAGCACACGCAAACCGCAUCAUAGGCCGCUGUCCAGGCUGGAGUUUGACCAUCACCCACACCCACCCAGAAUUCUGGGCGGAGUUGAGGCCUUUGGUUGAAAGGGAGCUUGUACCAGCUGGUAUUCCGCUGGUGACGGAUCAUUUUGCUCUAUUGAAAGGGAAGAGCAUGCUGCCGGAUUUCUGCAACGGCGACGUCACCGCUCAGCCUGGCUUCAGAGACAUAACUGAACUCCUGCGGAAAGGCAUUCUUUGGGUGAAGAUAAGCGCACCGUACAGGGUGAGUGAGAUAGAGCCCAACUAUGCAGAUUUGGAACCGCUUGUCCGGGGGUUAGUGGAUGCUAAUCCGCGACGAAUCAUCUGGGGGAGCGAUUGGCCGCACACGCCGAGGAUGAAAGUCCGGCUGCCGGGAGAGGCAUUGAAAGAGACACCCUAUCUCAAGGUAGACGAUGUUGGUUGGUUGACAAGCCUUCGCUCUUGGCUAUCCGAGGAAGAGUGGAUGAACAUGAUGGUUUACAACUCCAGAGAGCUGUAUGGUCAGGUUUGA
Aplosporella prunicola CBS 121167 is the source of this 1003-nucleotide messenger RNA. RefSeq lists its product as uncharacterized. Bases 56 to 1003 code for a protein of 315 amino acids. Lineage: Eukaryota; Fungi; Ascomycota; Dothideomycetes; Botryosphaeriales; Aplosporellaceae. The transcript is spliced from 3 exons. The record is from RefSeq and is a predicted model, not a curated record. Gene Ontology annotation, molecular function: hydrolase activity.